AUGAAUCCAAACGCUCCUAGCUUUGGCGGCUUCAACCCCAACGCCUCGGGCUUCGUUCCCGGCGGCCAGCAACAGCAGGGUCAGCAGCAACAGGGCGGUACUCCUUAUGGCCAGCAGGGCGCAUACUACCAGCAGGGUUUCGGUCAGCAGCAGCAGCAGCAGCAAGGCUUCAACGGCGGUUACAACAGCCAGUACCAGCAAUACCAACAGUACCAGCAGCAGCCGUAUGGUGGCGGCUAUGCUCAGCAGGGUUUUAACCAACCGGGUUUUUCGAACCAAUACGCUCAGCAGGGUUUCAACGGUCUGCCUGCUCGCCCCGCAGCAUCGGGUUCCAACCAGCCUCCAGCGCGCCCAGCUCAGCCCGCAGCCGCUACCUCUGAUGUUGCUUCCCGGAAGCCUGUCAGCAUCUCGAUCGGCGGCGGCGCCAAACCUGCCGCUCCUGCGGCUUCCGAUGCACCCCGAAAGCCAGUCAGCAUUUCCAUCGGUGGAGGUGCCAAGCCCGCUGCUACUACCGCAGACAAGAGCGACGCCCCGCGCAAGCCUGUCAGUAUCUCCAUUGGUGGCGCCAAGAAGCCAGAGGCUGCCAAGGAAGCUGUUUCCGCUGCUACCAAAGCCGAGAUUUCAGUACAUUCGGCGGCCGUCAGUGCUGUCAAGGACACCGAGGCACCUUCUUCUACCGCUGUUACUGCUCCAUCCUCUCGCAGUGAUUCGCCAGCGCCUUCUGCUGCUGCUGCCUCGUCCUCCGCUGCCACUGCUUCCAAGGCCGAGUCCAAGGUGGCUUCACUCUCCUCCAAGCCUGUCGCAACCGAACGUGCUACCACAAAUGCCGAUCAGAUUCUCGCCGAGGCCUCCAAGGUCACGGACGAAGAGACGCUCAAGGACCUUUUCGGUGAGAAGAGUGACGAACUCAAGUCGCACUUGAACAUUGUCUUCAUUGGCCACGUCGAUGCCGGAAAGUCUACCAUGGGUGGCAACUUGCUCUUCCUCACCGGCAUGGUCGACAAGCGAACCAUGGAAAAGUACGAGCGCGAGGCCAAGGAAGCUGGCCGAGAGUCGUGGUACCUCUCCUGGGCGCUCGACUCAACGGCGCAAGAGCGUGAGAAGGGUAAGACGGUCGAGGUGGGUCGUGCCUACUUCGAGACGGGCAAGCGCCGCUACACGAUCCUCGAUGCUCCAGGACACAAGUCGUUUGUGCCCAGUAUGAUCAGUGGUGCUGCGCAGGCCGAUGUCGCCGUCCUCGUCAUCUCGGCGCGAAAGGGCGAGUUCGAGACUGGUUUUGAACGUGGUGGACAGACGCGUGAGCACGCCGUUCUUGUCAAGACUGCUGGUGUCCAGCGUCUCAUUGUCGUGGUCAACAAGAUGGACGAGUCGACGGUACAAUGGGAAAAGUCGCGCUACGAAGAAAUCCAAGCCAAGCUCACUCCCUUCCUGCGUUCGGCUGGCUUCAAUCCCAAGACCGAUAUCACCUACAUUCCCGUCUCGGCGUACGCCGGCCAGAAUCUCAAGGAACGUGUGCCUAAAAGCAUCUGCGACUGGUACAAUGGCCCCUCUCUGCUCGAGUUCCUCGACAACCUCGAGCUCGGCGACCGCAAAAUCUCGGCACCGCUCAAGAUGCCCAUCUCGGAAAAGUACAAUGACAUGGGUACCGUCGUGGUCGGCAAGCUCGAGGCCGGUAAGAUCAAGAAGGGCGACACGCUCCUGCUCAUGCCCAACAAGGUCUCGGUUGAAGCUUCUGCUAUCUUCAACGAGCAGGAGGAGGAAGUUCCUGCUGCCAUCUCGGGCGACAAUGUACGUGUCAAGUUGAAAGGCAUCGACCAUGAAGACGUUACUGUGGGCCACGUGUUGACCGAUCCCGUCAACCCGGUGCAUGUAGCCACACACUUUGAAGCUCAGCUCGCCAUCCUCGAGCACCGUAAUAUCAUCUGUGCCGGUUACAGUGCCGUAGUUCACUGCCACACCGUGUCACAAGAGGCCAACUUGGCAGCGCUUCUGCACUACUACGACAAAAAGACGGGCAAGAAGAGUCGACGUGGUCCUCAGUUUGCUAAGAAGGGUAUGAAGAUCAUCGCGCUCGUCGAGCUUGCUGGUCCGAUCUGUGUCGAGAGGUUCAAGGACUACCCGCAGCUGGGCCGUUUCACGCUGCGAGACGAAGGACGUACGGUGGCUAUCGGCAAGGUGACCAAGCUCAUCACUUCGGCCGACGAGUUGCCGGACGUUGCCAAGCUCAGCGUUACUGAUGCUGCUUCCGCUGCUGCCGCCGCCAACUAA
Molecule: messenger RNA, 2268 nt
Organism: Mycosarcoma maydis (corn smut)
Lineage: Eukaryota; Fungi; Basidiomycota; Ustilaginomycetes; Ustilaginales
Product: putative eukaryotic peptide chain release factor GTP-binding subunit
Exons: 1
Coding region: 1-2268 (755 amino acids)
Biological process (GO): translation; nuclear-transcribed mRNA catabolic process, deadenylation-dependent decay; translational termination
Cellular component (GO): translation release factor complex
Molecular function (GO): GTP binding; translation release factor activity; GTPase activity
Source: RefSeq, a predicted model, not a curated record